AUGGCCAGCGGGAAAUAUCCCAAAACGGAGAGAACGGCCGGUGUUUCGAAACCACGCUCUGUUCGGCCAACAAUCCUGGAUUCAACUGAAAAAGUCCCUCCUUUGACUCAAAAAAGAGUCAAUCCGACGAGUCUUCAAUACCGAACACCAUCGGAAGUGGAGAUGUAUGUGGCGACCGAUCUUGAUGAAGAAAAAGUUAUAAAGCGUCUUCGAUGGGCCCGUCGUUAUGAACACUUUACACCGGAGGACUGGGCCCGAGUCUUUUGGUCCGACGAAUGUACAGUUGAACGUGGGAUUGGCGUUCGUCAAGAAUGGACUUUUAUUCGACGAAAGGACCAAUGCCGACUUCACCAAGUUCAAGGUCUUCCAUAUAAAGGGAGACAAGUCAAGCAAAUGUUUUGGGCUGCAUUCUCCGGCGCCCAACGACGAUCCGGCUUGAUUCUACUAUUGGGAGGCCCAGAACCUGAACGUGGAGGCGUAAAUCGUUUCGUUAUUCGGGAUUUAUAUACCCGAAAUCUCCCUAUUCUUCUUGCCAAUGAGGGUAGCAUUUUUCAACAUGAUAAUGCCCCAACGCAUACUGCGUACGUUGUUCGGGACGCUUUACGCGAGAUGGGUAUUGAGGUUAUGGCCGAAAUCUAUAAGAUUCGACCUGAUCUAUUAGAUACGAGAAACAACGAUGAAACAAAGGCAAUAUUUGCGGAAACGGCCCAAAUAGCAUGGGGGAGGCUAGAUCUGGACCAUUUGAAACAUCUAUCUGAUACUAUGCCCCGUCGUGUAAAGGCUAUUAUUGAAAGUGAGGGCUGGUAUACAUCGUACUAG
Molecule: messenger RNA, 819 nt
Organism: Penicillium paradoxum
Lineage: Eukaryota; Fungi; Ascomycota; Eurotiomycetes; Eurotiales; Aspergillaceae
Exons: 4
Coding region: 1-819 (272 amino acids)
Molecular function (GO): nucleic acid binding
Source: RefSeq, a predicted model, not a curated record